Messenger RNA from Notothenia coriiceps (black rockcod), 2762 nucleotides. RefSeq names its product pleckstrin homology domain containing, family G (with RhoGef domain) member 7 (gene plekhg7). Bases 403 to 2610 code for a protein of 735 amino acids. Gene Ontology annotation, biological process: Rho protein signal transduction. Gene Ontology annotation, molecular function: guanyl-nucleotide exchange factor activity. Lineage: Eukaryota; Metazoa; Chordata; Actinopteri; Perciformes; Nototheniidae. The transcript has 17 exons. The record is from RefSeq and is a predicted model, not a curated record.
UAUUGAUGUCCCAUGUAGGCAGUGCAGUCGCACCUUUCCACCAGCUCGCGGACAGUGCUCUCCUCCCUCCCUCCGUCAGUCAGCAGCACACGGACCUGUGUCCUCGCUCGUGUGUUCUGUCAGAAAGCUAAACACCGUCGGAGGCUUUCUUCUUCUUUUGCAAACUGCGAGUUUAAUACCGAGCCGGCUCAGUUUGCCUCCGACAGCGGCGGGACUUCUCUCCCGGUCACUCGUCACUUCACCUCGAGUCGUUCAAGUCUUUCCCAGAAUAUAAGCCUGAGAAGUGAAUGGUGUGAACAGUGCUGGAAUGCAACAGGAUUAUCAUCUGACCUUAACUCAGUGGAGGCGGACCAACCCGACCAUCAGAUCACACGUUUACACUACAAUGCCUUUGAGGUUAUAAUGUCUACGCUGCAGCACGUUAUUAUACAGGAUAAAGACCAGGACGUUGAGAAGAAGCUGGACUGGAGUUACAUUGAGUGGGUUGAAAAUGAAGUUGUCACUACAGGUGUGGCAAACGCAGAGACACAAACGGACUGUGGGACAUUUGAGCACAAGGAGUGUCAGACCAGCAGCCCAAUCAUAGUGCACAUAGAUCUCUCACGGACACACUCCAAGCUGAGACAUUCGUCCCUGGUGGACAAUGAUGGCUUGGUCGCACCUCUCUUCCAGUUUGACCGACAAGCCCCCGCACGCAUCUCCACGUCUCCCACCUUGAGGAGGAUGAGGAGCACCCGACGUCCUAUCCUACCGGAUUUCCGGGACCCUGUCAUGAUGAUGGGGAGCACUCAGGAGGAGCCUUCCCCCACAACCCCUCUGUCUCCAGUACACAGAGUCAAGUCUCCUCUCGCAGCCAGCCCCCUCUCUGAUGGAGAGAUCUAUCCCGAUCCUCAGCCCAUCUCAUCCUCAGUGCGACAGAGAACAAGAUCGCACAGAUCAAAGACUUUUGACAACGGCAUCACUUGUAAAAUACAAGAAUGUCGCAGUGCUCAUCCUACUGUGAUGCAAGAUUUUAGAUUUCCUGAAAGUGGAGCACAGGAGAUAGAGCUCUGCCACACUAGUUCCCUCAGGCUUCAGGAGAGGAGGCGCAGCUCCGUGGUGGUCAGCUUACCCGGAUCGGACGUUUCACCAGGAGACCUUUUUGUUUCCAAUGGAGCGGCUGACAUGUUAAACGACUCAUUCUCUGAUACAAAGAAGUCAAAGUGGCCCUUUUCGCGGCGAAGCACGACUAAAGGAAAGUCGAAGACAGGCACGGCAGCAGAUAUUGAAAACUAUCUGUCAACAUCACAGAUUCAGGACUGGAGGAACCAUGACAUGCAGAGGUAUAAGGAAUACUCUCUGGCAGAGUUCCUGCAGGACCAUUCCUCCCAGGUGAGCGCGUCCUCUGACCCUCAGCGCUUCAAAAGACAAGAGGCCAUCUUGGAACUCUUCACCAGCGAGUGCGUUUACUUCCUGGAUCAGCUCAUGGUUCUGAAAGAGGUGUUUCUGGCUACACUCACAAACCUUCAGAUGACGAACUGCCUGGCCGACAUCGAGUCCUGGAGGCUGUUUGCAAACCUCAAUGAGCUCUGCCUGGUGAGCUUUGGUUUCCUGAACAACCUCCUCCGCGCCAUCAAGGACACGUUUGAGAUCACAGAGGCUGGCGGGCCCACCCUGCUGGAGCUGCUGAGCAAGGCUUUCCAGGAGAGCGUUUGUCACUGCCUGCAGAAGUACUGCCUCAACUACUCCACGGCUCUGCUUUAUCUGGACAGCCUGAAGCCCCGAGAGGACUUUGGAUCCUACGUGAAGUGGUGCGAGAGGAACGAACAGUGCCGCAGGCUGCAGCUCCGCGACCUGUUGGUGGCGCCGCUGCAGAGGCUGACUCGGUACCCGCUGCUGUUGAGGAACAUCGCCAAGAGAUGCCAGAUGGAGGACGAGACCAGAGGCCUGCAGGUUAUAGCAGAGCAAGUGGACACUUCCAUAUGUGACUUGGAGGGAAAGGUGAAAUGGCUGGAUAACUACCAGAAGGUGAAACAGCUGAGAGACGCCCUCGUGUGGCUGCCUGUGUGGGAGAGAGACAAGCGCGCCUUCGUCCCUGAGAAUCUGAAACAUCUCUUAAAGGCUGUCACUCUGGAGAAUCUCAUUUCUCACAGAAGCCUCCUGCACGACGGGAAGAUGCUGCUCACAGAGAACACAAAGCUGCACGAUGUUUAUCUGUUCCUGUUUGACGAAUUCCUGCUGAUCACAAAGAUAAAGAGAAACAAGAAGCGGUCCGUGGGCCCGGAGCAGAACCCCCUCAGGCUGCCUCAGAGCCUGGAGCUGGACCAGCUCCUGAAGGAGGGCUGCACCUUCACGGUCCUGGACCAGCCCGUCUCUCUGGACCGGCUGCAGCUCAAGAACGUUGAUCAGCUCAAUGCCUCGACGUCGGGGCUGCCUCACUCUUUCAUCAUCAUGCACCAGAACCGCUACCAACAGUGUAUCGGAGCGUUCAUCCUGCAAGCUGCCUCCGAGGCUGCCAAGAAAACCUGGAUGUCGAAGAUAGAGGGCGCUGUGGAGGCGCUGCUGAAGCUGGACUCUCAGCGUCCGCGCGGGAAGAGCGCCGCCCUGUGGCUGGAGUCCUCACAGAUCUGAGACAUAGGAAAUGUCUCUACUGUCAAUGUGCACUUCACUGUCUCCUGACGUCUUGUAAAUUACCGUAUUACCACUAGGAUCAUUUUGUAAAUUGAAUGUCUGGCUUUAAAGGCAGCGGCUGCAGUAGUUUACAAUAAAUAUCAAAUUAUGUA